Messenger RNA from Neurospora tetrasperma FGSC 2508, 1686 nucleotides. RefSeq lists its product as uncharacterized. Gene Ontology annotation, biological process: amino acid transmembrane transport. Gene Ontology annotation, cellular component: membrane. The coding region runs from base 1 to 1686 and encodes 561 amino acids. The record is from RefSeq and is a predicted model, not a curated record. Gene Ontology annotation, molecular function: amino acid transmembrane transporter activity. NCBI's taxonomy places the organism in Eukaryota, Fungi, Ascomycota, Sordariomycetes, Sordariales, Sordariaceae. The transcript has 3 exons.
AUGGCGGAAAAACACCUACACUCUUCCGACCCGGAAUUGGCCGGCGUCCCUUCACGACACAGCUCGUCCGAGAGGAAAAACGAUGCCUAUAUGGAGGGUGCCGCUGUCCUUGGUGGUGAGGACGAAGCGGCCAGUCUUAAGUCGCGUCACAUUCAGUUCAUUGCUCUGGGCGGAACUAUUGGUACCGGUCUCUUCCUCGGUAUCGGAAAUGCCUUCACCCACGCUGGCCCUCUCUCCAUCCUGCUCGGUUAUACCUUCACCGGUCUCGCUGUUUUCGGUAUGAUGCAGUGUCUUGGUGAGAUGGCCACAUGGCUUCCUCUUCCCGGUGCUAUCCCUCAGUUCUGCGCUCGAUACGUCGACGAUGCUCUCGGUUUUGCUGUCGGUUGGAAUAACUGGUACUCCGCCGCCAUCACUCUAUGCGCCGAAAUCUCGGCCGCCUCUCUUGUCAUCGGCUUCUGGGAAGGUGCUCAAAGCGUCAACGUCGCCGUAUGGAUCAGCAUCAUCUGGGUUGUCAUCAUUUUCCUCAACAUCUUUGCCGUUUCCCUCUACGGCGAGGCCGAAUUCUGGUUUGCAUCUAUGAAGCUUAUUACCAUUGUCGGCCUGCUCAUCAUGGCCUUCAUUGUCGACCUUGGCGGAAACCCGCGCCACGAACGUCUUGGUUUUCGCUACUGGAAGAACCCGGGCGCCAUGAAAGAGUAUCCACCCCAGGUCCACGGCGACCUUGGUCGCUUUCUGGGUCUCUUUUCUACCCUCGUCAACGCUGCCUUCUCCUACGGCGGUGUGGAAAUGGUCGCCGUUGCCGCUGGUGAGGCCGAAAACCCACGCAAAAACAUCCCCAAGGCCGUUCGUCGUGUCUUCUGGCGUAUUCUCUUUUUCUACGUCUUGGGUUCUCUCGCCAUUGGUGUCCUUGUGUCUUCCAACGACAAGGGCCUCCUUGAUGCUCAGGCCGAAGGCCGCUCCGACGCUGCUGCCUCCCCAUGGGUUAUCGGCAUCAAGAACGCUGGCAUCUCCGUCUUGCCCUCCAUCAUCAACGCUGUCAUCUUGACUUCCGCGACUUCCUCUGGCAAUGCCUUCCUUUACACCGGCUCUCGCUACCUCUACGCUUUGGCGCAGAACCGUCAGGCCCCACGUAUCUUCCUCACUUGCAGCAAGAAGGGUGUCCCCUAUUACGCCGUUGCCGCCACGGCUAUCAUCGGCGGUCUCACUUACCUCUCUGUCGAUCCCAAUGGUGGUGCCGCAAAGGCGUUCAGCUGGUUCCAGAACUUAACGACCAUCGCUAGUCUCUUCACCUGGUGCUCGAUCUGCGUUGCUUACCUUCGCUUCUACAAGGCGCUAAAGGCUCAGGGCAUUAGCCGCGAUACAUUGGUCUUCAAGAGCAGGUUUCAACCAUACACGGCAUGGUUCGCGCUUAUCUACUUUGCUAUCAUUAUCAUUUUCAGCGGGUUUGCUGUCUUCAUCAAAGGCAAUUGGGGUGUCGCUGAUUUCAUCGCUGCCUACAUUGGCAUCCCCAUCUUCUUCCUUCUCUACGGUGGCUGGAAGAUUAUCAAGCGACCGAAGGUCAUAAAACCAUUGGAGGCCGAUCUCACGACUGGAAAGGCGGCGCUUGAUGCAGAGGAUGAGCAUUGGCAGAGAGAGUAUAAGCCUCCUGUCACCAUAAUUGAAAAGAUUUGGGAUUGGUUGGCGUAA